AUGAUGCAAUCCCUAGCUGUUUCUCUCCGAUCAUCACCGUCGUUUCACCGAUUUUCUCCGCCGUUGGACCCUCAAGGCACCGCCAUUUCCGGUCGAAGCCGAACCAGUCCGACUUCGCUUUCGUUCCGCAUUCGUAGUCCGCUUCGUUGUGUUCUUCAAUCUCCGUCUCUAGUUGCGGAUAAAGCAGAGUUCCUUGAAGCUUCAAAGAAAGGGAAUUUGGUGCCACUUCACAGAUGCCUAUUUGCUGAUCACUUGACACCGGUGCUUGCUUACCGCUGUCUGGUUAACGAAGAUGAUCGGGAGGUUCCUAGCUUUCUUUUUGAGUCGGUGGAACCUGGUUUUCUAUCUUCACAAGUUGGUCGAUACAGCGUGGUUGGAUCUGAGCCAUCAAUUGAAGUUAUGGCUAAAGAAAAUAAUGUCACCAUUGUGGAUCAUACGAAAGGGAGUUUGAUUGAGAAAGUCAUUGAUGAUCCUUUGGAAAUUCCAAAAGGUCUCUCCGAUGGUUGGAAACCUCAACUUCUUGAUGGCCUUCCUGAUACAUUUUGCGGUGGGUGGGUUGGUUAUUUUUCGUACGACACAGUUCGCUACGUAGAGAAGAAGAAGCUCUUGUUUAUAGAUGCACCAGUAGAUGACAGGAAUCUACCAGACCUUCAUCUCGGAUUGUAUGAAGAUGUGAUUGUGUUUGAUCAUGUGCAAAAGAAAGCGUAUGUAAUUCACUGGGUGAGGCUUGAUCAGUAUUCAUCUAUUGAAGAAGCUUAUGAAGAUGGAAUUAAACGGUUGGAGAUAUUGGUGUCUAGAGUACAUGAUGUUGAUGCCCCAAGGUUAUCUCCGGGUUCUGUGGAGUUAAGCACCCACCAAUUCGGGACUCCUCUGGACCAGUCAAGCAUGACCAGUGAAGAAUACAUGGCGGCAGUAAUGCAAGCAAAAGAACAUAUUCUGGCAGGUGAUAUUUUCCAGAUUGUUUUAAGCCAACGCUUUGAACGCCGGACAUUUGCAGAUCCCUUUGAGAUCUACAGAGCUUUAAGAGUUGUGAAUCCAAGUCCAUACAUGACUUAUUUGCAGGCUCGAGGGUGUAUCUUGGUUGGUUCAAGCCCAGAAAUUCUCACUCGUGUGAAAAACAAUAUGGUCGUUAAUAGACCUUUAGCUGGGACUGUAAGAAGAGGAAGGACUGCUGAUGAAGAUAAAGAGUUGGAGCAUCAGCUGCUAAAUGAUGAAAAACAAUGUGCUGAACACAUCAUGCUGGUUGACUUGGGACGGAAUGAUGUUGGAAAGGUCUCGAAAUCUGGCUCAGUGAAUGUGGAAAAGCUUAUGACUGUUGAGCGGUACUCACAUGUGAUGCAUAUCAGUUCCACUGUGACGGGGGAGUUGCGUGAUGAUCUCACUUGCUGGGACGCCCUUCGUUCUGCACUUCCUGUUGGAACAGUCAGUGGCGCUCCAAAGGUCAAGGCCAUGGAACUGAUCGAUAAACUGGAAGCUACGAGACGUGGGCCCUAUAGUGGAGGGUUCGGGUGGAUUUCGUUUUCUGGCGAAAUGGACAUUGCGCUCUCUCUUAGGACCAUGGUGUUCCCAACUGGAGCCCGGUUUGAUACGAUGUAUUUAUACAAGGAAGACACGAAGCGAAAACAAUGGGUGGCGCACCUUCAAGCCGGUGCUGGUAUUGUUGCGGAUAGCGUUCCAGAGGACGAGCAACAGGAGUGCCAAAACAAAGCGGCUGGUCUGGCUCGAGCGAUCGAUCUGGCGGAGUCCGCUUUUUGCAAAUGAUUUUAAUGGUGGCGAAAAAGAAUAGGUCAGAAUGAGAUAGGGUUUGUCUUUGUUGUUGCAAAUACGUAGUUGAUACCGUAGAAUCAAAAACAAAGCUUUAUCCAAUACUGUUUUCCUUUUUAUUAAUAGGAAAAAGAACCUGAAUGACGAGAGAUUACC
This is a messenger RNA of Cynara cardunculus var. scolymus (artichoke), 1920 nucleotides long. Its product is annotated as anthranilate synthase alpha subunit 1, chloroplastic-like. Bases 1 to 1761 code for a protein of 586 amino acids. NCBI's taxonomy places the organism in Eukaryota, Viridiplantae, Streptophyta, Magnoliopsida, Asterales, Asteraceae. Gene Ontology annotation, biological process: L-tryptophan biosynthetic process. Gene Ontology annotation, molecular function: anthranilate synthase activity. The transcript has 11 exons. The record is from RefSeq and is a predicted model, not a curated record.